Messenger RNA from Cladocopium goreaui, 5255 nucleotides. Lineage: Eukaryota; Dinophyceae; Suessiales; Symbiodiniaceae. The record is from the annotation of a GenBank genome assembly.
AAGAGACCAAAUGCGAUCUUUCUUCGGGUGGAGGUGCCGAAGGCUUUUUCCGUGAUGCCGGAGGAAGGAGAGCCACCAGCCAAAGUGGAAUGGGUCUUCGAAGUGGAGGAUCGUGAAGAGGUUCUAGCUCCACCACCCACGGGGCAAUCAAACAGCUGGCUGAGUUGGCUGCAUGGCCAGCAUCAUACAGACCAUCCGACUCACGAAAGUGUAGGGCCCGUGGGGCACCAUCAUUCCAGGGAAUCCGACCAGAGUGCUGCUUCCCUACCUGGGGAGUCUCGAGAUGCAGAGGGGCCAACAGGUGCAUCCGAGCAAACGGGAGGCGUUUUUGGCCUCAUGGGCUUUGGUGCAUGGUUUGCCGAGCCCGACAAUCCUCUUCCGCCGCCGGCCAAGUCGCGGAUGGAUGAGUCUGACUCCAUGGCUGGAGAACAGAGGGUCAGAUGGAGUGUUGAAUUGGACAUUCCGGAUCACAUGUUGGAUGACGAGGUAGUUCCUGAACGAGUCGUAAAGACAGCAUCAACGGCUACCUCGUUGCCUCCUGCCUCGACCAUGAUCACCCGAACAGAGGCUAUGAAGGAAGAGAACAUGCACAUCUACUAUUCAGAUGAUUUCUUGGAGCAGUUCAACACCGCUGACAUUGCCAGUGCUGUUGCAGCAGCAGUUCCUGGUGACCCUGAUCCUCCACUGCCACCACCAAGUGAUUAUCCACCAGAGGAGGGCUUCCACGAAGUUGAUCUUCGGGCUGCGCCGGUUCCGGUCGGGAUGCAUCAAGUGCAUCAAGUUGAAGUCCAGGAACUCAAAGCUCAGCCAGACAGCAUUGAUGAGGUGGAUGAUGUGGCACUCUUUGUGGAGUCUGAAGAGCCUGCAGAACGAAAGACCUGCUGCAGCAAGUGCAAGGCUGCUAUGAGAUACGCGUGCACAUGCCAGUGUUUCAGCUCCAAGGGCAAGGACUCUGAAGAUCCCGCAAUGAAGGAGACUGCCAGCAAACUCCUGGAUGAAGAGAUCGAGGACUUCAGUGGACGCCCGAUCAUAGCUUGCAUUGCCUGGCUGAGUCAAAGAGGCAUGGCAAAAUGCCCUUUUUGUUGUGUUAUCAUUGGCUUCACGGUGACUCUCAUGAUCAUCUCCAUCGGCAUGGUCACAAGACCUAUGGAGGUGGAGAUCGAUUGGGACUCGUUUCUGAAGACCGAUGUCAACACAUCCACAAUGCGGGAUGUCUUUUUGUUUGCUCUACAGCAACGCCAGACAGAUCGUCGAUUGACGGAAGUCCGGGAAUUGAGUGAAGCGCGAGAACUUCAAGGAAACCGGCUCUACUACCACAAUGAUCUCUACUUGGCGUACCAGAUCCCAGCUGAUGAAGAUGCUGGUGAACAUGGCCUGAUGAGUGCUCGUUGGCUCUCCUCGGUGAGAAAAUUUGAACAACGUCUGAGAUCUGGCUACGAGUGGCAGGUCCUCUGCAACAGAUCAGAUGACAUCGACAGACCUCUGUGUGACUAUGGCGUGUCAUUGGUCAACUACCUGUACCCAUCUCCCAUGAUCGCUGGGCCAGAUAUCGUGCCCAACAGUUUGCUCUACGAUGCCGGAGGCAUCCAGGCAUUGGCUCCACAAGUGGUCACAGUGCUGAUGGAGGAGCACCGGGUCAAGGACAUCAUCGUUCCAAGAAACUACGAGGAUGGAACGCCAUUGAAGAUGAUCCGUAGCGCUUUCCGAUUCAAGCGCUUCUGCUGUACAUCUGUGCAGUCUUCCUCAGAACAAAGAGCUGUCUUGAGUGAGAUGAGAGCGAAUUGGGACAGGUUCUUGGACGGCACAGUCAUCCCUGCUCUCCGUGAAGAGCAAUUUCGAGAGAAGAAACCGAAAAUGGAGAUGUUCUACACGGGCAGCACACUCUACUCCAAGGAGGUAACAUCAACAUUGAUGGGCGAUUUGUUUCUUGCCGGCGGUUCGAUGGCUUUCGUGCUGGUGUACCUGAUCCUCCAAACGAACAGCAUACUGUUGGGAUGUUUGGGCCUCAUGCUCAUUGCUAGUGCCAUUCCCACAUCAUAUGUCUUGUUUGCUUUGGUGACUGGAUCGAACAAGAUGAGCAUAGCGUCCUUCCUCUCCGUUUUUCUUAUUGUUGGUCUCGGUUCUGACGUCGUCUUCGUCUACACCGACUUUUGGGCAGACUCCCGGCUUCGAAAGGUCAACUAUGGCAGCCGGAUGACCUGGACAUUGGUCCAUGCCGGCAAGGCAUCCUUAGCGACCUCUGUGACAACAGCUCUUUCCUUUUUCGCAAAUCUGGCAUCGGUCCUGAAGCCCUUGCGCGAGUUUGGCUUUUUCAUGGGCUUGUGCGUCAUCGUGGUGUGGGUGGUGCUGAGCUUGGUCUAUGUGCCACUUUGCAUGGUGGAUGAGUACUGGUGCCGAAGGUGUAGACUACCCUGCGACAAGAUGGGGAAAGCGUUCACCACAAGCGGAGUGCGGAUCUCCCGCUCCGAGGUAAGUGGCGCCCUUCGUGGUGGUCUUGAAAUGUAUCCAAGGAUCAGUCGAAUCACCCGAGUCAUCCUGCGGUACAAGCGCUCCAUCUGCCUCUGUCCUGUCGUGAUCAGCAUUGGAUUCAUCAUUUGGGCUGUCCUGGUCCUGCAGGUCGACUCUGGGGUGCCAAGUAUCUUCCCAGAAGAUCACAACCUGAACAAAGGGACGGAGGUCUUUGCCCUCUUCAAGGACACAUCUGAGGUGUUCAAUCCAUUGUGGCUCAUCGAUCGACCACAGAUUUCUGUUUGCAACGAUGAAAUCUUCACGCCAAUUUCUCCAACAUACCAACUUGGAAGCUGGGGCUACAACUGUCAGCUGAACUGGUGCGAAGCUGAUCCUGAUGUCACCCAAUCGGAGGAGGGAACUUGUAAGUGCUGGAGACGGGAAGCGGCGAGCACGUGCAGCUCAGAUUUUGCGACAGUGAACACAAAGAUUGUUGCUGGUCGCCAGCUCACAGUUGAAGAUGUUCGAGGGCCAGUUGCCGACUACUUUGGACUCACGGCUGGACAUCAGAUCUCCAACCAACAACGGCAAGGCCUUCAGAGGACGACCAACGUUGCACCUGUGGUGACGGAGGAGUGGGAGCGCGGCAGCAGAGAAGUGCGAGAAGUCACGGAGGUGCUUGGAACUGUGGAGCGCACCGAACAAACUUCGAGCUGCGGCUAUCAGGAUCUAUGCUUUUGCACAAGCUGGGCCUGCAAGAUGCCAGCAGGAAAUGAAUGGAGAAAAGUUCCCAACCUUCAAAUCCCUGCUCUUAUCAAUGCGACCCAGAGACGCUUGAGUGCUUCACGCAGCAAAGCCCUGAGUGCGUCGCCUGCGGUGCCAGCUGUGCCCGAACCGCUUUCAGAGCCGAAGGAACCGAAGGAAGUGAAGCUGGAGGGGCCAGUUGCGCCGCGUUACCUGGAAAUGCUGAGUCCAGAAGAUCAAGUCGUUGCGCCCGCCAACAGAGCAACAGUGGAUGUGGUCUUCGGCAUAACUGUCACAGCCACUUCGCUCCUGCUGGGCGAGGUUGACCUCCAAAAUGGCUGGGAAUUUACCGAGCUGCACGAGGUGAGUCAACCAUGGGCGCAACGAAAUAUGUACCAAUUCUGUACUGACUUCCCGUUAGAGUUGCGUGUUGUGGAGAGCAGGUGUUGGAUUCGAGACUUCCGGACGUAUCUUCUUGCUCGUGGGAAUCGCUUUCCAAUCGUUGCCAGUCAGUUUGAACAGCUGAUUAUCCCAUUUGCAGAGUCUUAUCUCACUGGCAUGCGCAGUACGAAGGACUUCCUGUGGAUCCGAGACGGCAAGGUCAAAGCGUCAUAUAUACCCAUGACCGUUGAUUUUGCACGCUACGCAGCUACAGAGGAUGCCAUUGAGUACAAGACAUUGUGGGAUAAGUACCUCGAUGACUUCAAUUUGGAAGCAUCAAUCUACAGCAAAGGAGCCUGGCACACAUCAGUUGUGUGGGUCAGGGCGGAGGCCCAAUCUGCCCUGAUUCGAUCGACCAUUGUCACUAUUGCGAUUGUGGUGGGCUUGGCCUUGCUGGGCAUGCUGAUCUUCACCAAAGACAGCAAACUGUCAUCGCUUGUGGUGGGGUCCACUCUGAUCGUGGUAUUCGCAUUGACCUGGUUCAUUGUGGUGGUUAUGGGAUGGCCGAUUGGUCCCAUCGAAGUCAUUGCUUUGAUUGUCUUCAUCGGCUACGCUGUUACCUACUCGUUGCAUAUCGCCCACAGGUAUGGCAGCUCUGAUGUUCAGCAGGAACUCAGCCUUUCUGGGGAUUCCUCGGACAUCCGAUUCUUGCGCACCGUCUUUGCGCUUGGAUCCAUCGGCAGAGCAGCCCUAGGGAGUGCUGUGACCACAGCCGGCUGCUCGAUUUUCUUGGUCUUCUGCACCCUGACCAUCUUCAAAAAGCUGGGAGGUGUUGUCCUUGUGGUGACAGUCAUGUCCAUUGCGGUGGCAUUGAUCCCACUACCAGCAGCACUGCUCUGGUUUGGACCGGUGCGACCUGGGCGCUGUUUUUGCUUCUACCCAACAGAGACAUACGAGAAUUUGAUGAACAGCCGGGAAAAGUAUGUGCAAGACCUUGAGAAGCGAAAAGAGCAGCAGGCGAAGCAACGAGAGGAAAAAGCAGAAAUGAAAAAACAGGAGUCCGACCGAAAGCAAAGAGAAAAAGAAGAGGAGGAAGAACGAAAACGGAAAGAAAAAGAAGAGGAGGAGGAACGAAAGAAGAAAGAAGCAAAGGAGAAGGCCAAGCAAUUGUCAGCGAAGGCGAAAGCUGCUAAGGCCAAAGCAGGACCACAGAAAAUAAGGACAGGUUCUGGCGAAAGUUCAGUUGCCGAGGCAGAAGGGCUCAGAACACGCACAGGUUCUUCGGAGGCGGCACUUCCAUCGCCCGGACUCAAGGCAUCCGCGCCUCCGGCCAGAAGGAUCAGUGGCAACGAACACACUUCUGGAAGGAUCUCGGCCACAGGCCUUGAGGUUGGUGAGGAAAUGCCCAGCGGAGCGAUCCAGGUUUCUGGCCGGUAGGCUGGGGACGUUGGCACAAGAGAAGCUGGACGGGAAGGCAUUCCACACAAAAAGAGCUAGGUGUGCAAGGCAUUCCACAUCAUCCCACCUUUCUCUUGUGUUCGUUGCCGCAAAAGUGAAACUUCUAGCGGCUGGGACUGUACCAUACGCAGACAUGCCGUAAUUUGUGGUUGUAAACAGCUGGAAGGGCAAUCCACCAAGUGGAGGAGGCAUCUUCCGAGAUAUUUCAAAGAAUGUGCGAGUGU